This is a messenger RNA of Spinacia oleracea (spinach), 1170 nucleotides long. Its product is annotated as (+)-borneol dehydrogenase 2. The transcript has 2 exons. Gene Ontology annotation, biological process: abscisic acid biosynthetic process. Gene Ontology annotation, cellular component: cytosol. Gene Ontology annotation, molecular function: xanthoxin dehydrogenase (NAD+) activity. NCBI's taxonomy places the organism in Eukaryota, Viridiplantae, Streptophyta, Magnoliopsida, Caryophyllales, Amaranthaceae. The coding region runs from base 98 to 958 and encodes 286 amino acids. The record is from RefSeq and is a predicted model, not a curated record.
AUGUGCUUUUCGUAAGAUAUACGCUGCAAAUUUCAAAAGAUGAACACACUUGACUUUGUGUCUGAGUGAGAGUGAGUGAGAAGAGAAAAUUCACAAAAUGAGCUCUAAAUCCAUGGAAACAGCCAACAACUCCGUCAAUUCCUCUCCACCAAGCCAAAGGUUAUUGGGAAAAGUGGCAUUAGUAACCGGAGGAGCCACCGGAAUAGGAGAGAGCAUCGUCCGUGUAUUCCACAACCACGGCGCAAAAGUUUGUUUUGUAGAUAUAAAUGAUAACGCUGGUCAACGCCUCUCUGAUUCCCUUUCCAGUGACUCAAACAUCUGUUUCAUUCACUGUGAUGUUAGUAAAGAAGAUGAUGUUCGGCAUGCUGUUGACUUCACAGUAGAAAAAUUUGGUGCCCUUGAUAUUAUGGUGAACAAUGCAGGGAUUUCAGGUUCUCCUUUCAGCGACAUCCGCAAUGUGGACCUAUCUGAUUUCGAGAAGAUAUUCGACACAAAUGUGAAGGGAGUUUUUCUGGGGAUGAAGCAUGCUGCUCGAAUAAUGAUCCCGUCAAAAAAAGGCUCCAUAAUUUCCAUGUCUAGUGUUACGAGCAUUAUAGCGGGCGCGGGCCCACAUGCAUACACAGGGUCCAAACACGCUGUUUUGGGCUUAACAAAGAGCGUGGCAGCUGAACUUGGACUUCACGGGAUACGGGUCAAUUGCGUUUCUCCCUACGUGGUUGCGACAAAUUUGUCCGUGGCACAUUUGCCCGAGGAAGAAAGGACGGAAGACGCUCUAGCUGGUGUCCGGGAUUUCAGUGCAAGGAACGCGAAUAUGCAAGGGGUGGAGUUGACUGCUGAUGAUGUGGCGAAUUGUGUGCUGUUUUUGGCGAGUGACGAGGCGAGGUAUGUAAGUGGGGAUAAUCUUGUGGUUGAUGGAGGGUUUGCAGUUUCGAAUCAUUCCCUAAGAGUCUUCAGAUGAUUAAUGUGAUUGUUCAUUAAACUUCUUAAUUGGAGUGAUUGGUAAUUUAAUUGAUGAUUCAAAUGGUGUUUUAUGAAAUCGGAGUGAUUUUAUUUCUGGUUUCCCACCUCUUUGUUGAUGCUUCAUGUUGUGUUAGUGAUCUAGCAUAACAAAUUGUUCAGAAUGACAUUGUUUAAAUAUGAGUGAUGCACAGAGCUUGGUUUUAUAAUCGA